Megalobrama amblycephala (Wuchang bream) is the source of this 5269-nucleotide messenger RNA. RefSeq names its product AP2 associated kinase 1a (gene aak1a). The coding region runs from base 865 to 3633 and encodes 922 amino acids. Gene Ontology annotation, molecular function: ATP binding; protein kinase activity. Lineage: Eukaryota; Metazoa; Chordata; Actinopteri; Cypriniformes; Xenocyprididae. The record is from RefSeq and is a predicted model, not a curated record. Gene Ontology annotation, biological process: protein phosphorylation. The transcript has 20 exons.
CUUUACCCUUUAAUAAUAACGACAUAAAAAUGUCGCGUGUGUAUUUGAUGCCCUCUAGUGGCUCUUAUUGGACACGCACGUGCGCGUCCCCGCUGACGUAACCGCGUUCUGUUAAACUACAUCUACCAGAGCUUCACUGACUGUAGACGACCGAGUCCAUCCUAACACGCGAUUUAUUCUCGUUCUUAUUUUAUAUAUAACCGUUUCCUUAAUUUAACCUCGUCAGCAGACAAUGGUCGAACACUAUUAUUCACUUUGCUUAGUGAAAACCCCAUCGAACCGGCUGUUUCCCUGCGUAUACGUUGCACUUCCGGGUUUUCGGGCAAGCGUCUUUUCUGAGGAUCAGCUGUGAAGAUUGAAUGAGCAAACGGUGAGGAGAGAGCGACUCCUGAAUGCUGGGCUGCCGAUAAUCGUUGCUGAAUAGCAAGUGCAUAACAAAAGACAGCGUGGACUCCUGGAUAAAGCUGCUUCCCUGCUGUCUUGUUUAUGGAGCUGGCAGGAGUGCGUUGGCACUCAUCAGAUAUGUUAUUAUAAGCUGUUGUUAUUGGUACAGAAGUAUGAAGAUAUGUCAAUGGUGACUCAUCCUACUGGUCUGAUAACCGACUCAUUUUCAUGCAGUUGAGUUGUUUCGGAUCUCUAACACUUGGUUUAGUUUAACGCAGCCUGUGUUGAUACUGUGAUGAGGGUCCGCUGAGCUCGCCUGUUCCCCGGAGUCUCUAACUGGACUGUAUUACAUUAAGAGAUUAAAGCGCUUUUAGAUCAUUUCUGCAUCUCACCGACUGUCAACCUUUGUUUGGAUCUGGAGAACACGCGAGAGUCUGUUUGUUUUUCAUGAUUUAAUGAAAAAGUGUUGCUGGUUGGACAAUGAAGAAGUUCUUCGAUACCCGACGGGAGAUGGUGAGCUCCGGGCCCGCGAUUGGAGCCGGUGCGGGAGGCAGCGCGGCGUCCGGCGCGUUUAUCGGACGCGUUUUCUCCAUUGGACGAUAUCAAGUGACCGUGGAGGAGACUGUAGCGGAGGGUGGUUUUGCUAUCGUAUUUCUGGUGAGGACUCAUCAGGGCGUCCGUUGUGCGCUGAAGAGAAUGUAUGUCAACAAUGAAUAUGACCUUCAAGUAUGCAACAGGGAAAUUCAGAUUAUGAGGGACCUUGUGGGUAACAAAAACAUUGUUGGUUUCCUGGACUCCAGCAUCACAGCAGUGGGAUCAGGAGAUGUUUGGGAAGUUCUCAUACUGAUGGACUUCUGUAGAGGUGGGCAGGUUGUGAACCUGAUGAACCAGCGCUUACAGACUGGAUUCAGUGAGCCAGAGGUGCUGCAGAUCUUCUGUGACACAUGUGAAGCUGUUGCUCGACUACAUCAGUGCAAAACUCCCAUCAUCCACCGGGAUCUCAAAGUGGAGAACAUCUUGCUGCAUGACAGAGGUCAUUAUGUACUGUGUGAUUUUGGCAGUGCCAUUAACCGUUCCCAGAAUCCACAAACAGAAGGCGUGGCGGCUGUAGAAGAAGAAAUUAAGAAGUACACUACUCUUUCAUACCGGGCCCCAGAAAUGGUGAAUCUUUAUGGGGGCAAGGUUAUCACUACCAAAGCAGAUAUAUGGGCUUUGGGCUGCUUGUUGUAUAAGCUGUGUUAUUUCACAUUGCCGUUUGGAGAGAGUCAGGUGGCCAUCUGUGACGGCAGCUUCACCAUCCCAGACAACUCCCGCUACUCGCACGACAUGCACUGUCUCAUCCGUUACAUGCUGGAGCCAGACCCUGAUGUAAGGCCAGAUAUCUACCAGGUGUCCUAUUUCGCCUUUAAACUGGCACGGAAAGAAUGCCCAGUACAGAAUAUUGAUAAUUCACCCAUUCCAGCAAAACUCCCAGAGCCAAUCAGAGCCAGCGAAGCUGUGGCCAAGAAGAGUCAAAACAAAGCCAGGCUCACUGAUCCAAUCCCCACUCUUGAGACAUCCAUAGCACCACGACAACGUCCCAAGGCUGGCCAAGCUCAAGCAAUCGCAGGCAUCCUGCCCAUCCAACCAGCACUCACCCCUCGCAAAAGAGCCAAUGCACCGGCAGGACCCAGCCAACCAAUCAGUGUUAACAUGGCUUCCCAGCCUGUUGCUCUUGCCCAAUCACAGGUUCCUGUCACUCAGCAACAAGCCACUCCUAUUCCAAUACAGGCCACUCCCUCUCCACCCCAGACCACACCCCAGCACGCACAACUUUUUGUACAGCAGCAAAACACAGCCUUCUUUAAUGCUCAACAACAGCAGCAUCACUCAACGCAGACCAGCGCCGCACCUGCACAAACGGUUGCAUCAUCCUCCACCCCUGUUUCUACACACUCUAAACCUAAGAAUAGGGCCCCCCCUCCACCCAUACACCACCCUCAAACCAACCUCCUGACAUUAUCAGCAACUGCACAGACAAAAAACAAAGCAAUGUCCCCAGCUCCACCUGCAGAGUGUUCACAUAGUAAUAACGUAGAUGGUGAAAUCUCUGCCCAACCUAAAACCAAAGCAAUGGCACCUCCACCCCCUACAUUGCAUGCCUCCACCCUUCCUCCACCUAAAACCACCUCAGCACCAUCCGCUGACUCUGAAGUGGACCCAGAGCAGAGGUCCAUCGCUGGAAGCCGUGGGGUGCAUAAAGUCGGCUCUUUGACUCCACCCUCUUCUCCUAAGACCGCCCCAAAGGGAGGCCACAGACGAAUUCUGAGUGAUGUCACACACAGCACCAUAUUUGGAGUUCCUGUGAGCAAGUCCACUCAGCUGCUUCAAGCUGCUGCUGCAGAGGCCAGCCUUAACAAGUCCAAGUCAGCUAGCACCACACCCUCUGGCUCUCCACGUUCAUCACAGCAGAGUGUUUAUCAGUCAGGGGAGGCUUCGGGACCUACAGCUGGAGCUUCAGCAUCCUGGAACCCCUUUGGUGAUGACAAUUUCUCCAAACUCACAGCAGAAGAGCUGCUAAACAAGGAUUUUGCCAAACUGGAUGCUAAGAUGGCAGAGAGAUCCUGUCCUGAAAAUCUGAUUUCUGGGUUGCAGUCUGCGUCUUCCAAUAAAGGCUUUCUCCAGGGAGGAGAGAAGUUGAUCGAGGGUUUGAAGUCUCCAGAGCCCUCUUCCUCCCUGACCCUCCCUGACCUUCCCUUGAAUGACCCCUUCAGCCCUGCAGACUGUAGUGAUGCUGGGAUGAAUUCUCUGAUCCCUGGUCUGGAUCCUCUACAGACUGAUCCUGGGUCAGCUGCACUACCAGGUCAGCAAUUUGAAUCCUUGGUUGGACAGGAUUCUCUUUUGGAUGGGCCGCUUCUCUCCCUUCCUUCCACUGGGGGUCUAAUACUGGCUUCAUCCCCCUCAUCUCUUCGUGCACCAUCUAUGGACCAGUUUACCACUACUGCUUUGAGCAGUGGACAGUCCCACCAGGCCUCUACCCUCUCAGGCUUCCAGUCCACUGAGACUGGGGACCAAAGCUCUGAUAACCAGUUUGACCCAAUUCCGGUGCUUAUCUCCAAAAGCUCCAGCCAAGUAAUCACAGACAACUUGAAAUGUCAUGGAGAAGUGACGGAAAUUCAUUGGACAAAAAGUUUGGGAACCCUCCAUCUAGAAAGCAGGUCUUUCACUCUUAAAAAUGAAGGUUCUUUAUUGGCAUUUAUGGUUCCAUGAAGAACCUUUUAACAUCCAUGGAAUCUUUCCAUUGCAUAAAAAGGUUCUUUAUAGUGGAAAAGCACUCUUUAGAUUUUUAAGAUUUUUAAGAUUUUUUUUUCACACCAAGAAAAACACCAAAACAUUUUUUUUUUUUCACAGCAAGUCCUUUCAUUGAGAUUGGCUCAAUGAAAGGUUCUUUGGGGAAUCCUAAUUGGUUCUUCCAUGGCAUCACUGCGGAAACCUUUUGGAACCAUUAUUUCUAAGAGUGUAUAUAAAGCUGAUAUUAAUACAAAUUGAGACAUUAAAAUGACUAAAAUUAAAUAAACACUUAUUUACCUCCAGAUGCACUCAAAAUUCACUAAAAAGUUGACAACAGAAAUACCUUAUCCUUUGAGUGAACUUUUCAACAAAUGUCAAUAUCUCAGAAUGGUCAAAUAUUGGCCUAUAUAUCGGUCUAUCACUAUCCUGAAGCUGACGUUAUACCAGUGUCUAGGCAGCACAUAUCAGACAUGUCGACACUGACUCUUGACAAAUCUUUACAAAGUCAAAUUUUAGAGACACAUAUCAAACAUAAAACAGCUCAAUUUAAGAAAACAUGUCUUUAUGUAUAUGUAUGAUGUUUGAAUUUUCAUAAUUAGAUGUGCGGAAGCAGUAAUAAUACACGGUUAUUUAUUUUGAGAUGUAACUUCUUAUAGUGUACUUCAAUGUUUUUUGUUAAAUGCUAAGAGUAUUGUUUUAUUUUGAGUCAUUGUUUUGUCCAAAGCUUGUACAAAUGUUGCAUCGGUAGAACAUUGUUGUGUAAUAAUAUUCAACCCAUUCUCAUGAGAAUACGUAACUAUUUCACGAGUUGGUGAUUUCGUGUGAAUUUGUACGGAGUGAUUCAUAUGGAAACGCACGAUUUUUAGAAAAAUAUAAAACAAGCCUGACGGUCCACCCCACCUUUAAACCAACCCGAUCUCUCUGCAAUUUGUACAUAUUUUAAGAGGUGGCUAAUCCUCACUCAUACUAAUUAGUACAUUUUUUUUAUAAAUUGUAUGUAUUUUAUGAGUUGGCAAAUUCGUAUGAAUGACCUACUCCUAACCUCGCCCCUAAACCAUAUCCCCUAAAACCCUAAAUCAUAUGAAUUCAUACGAGUGAGGUCGUAAAUAUGUAUGAAUUGGUCGUGAGAUAGCAUUGUUUAAACCUAACCAUCAUUGGGACGUAAGCAGAUCGCACGAAAACCCACAAAUGAGACUGUAUGAAUUCUUUCGAAUUAGCCAAAGCGUAAAAUGGUCACAAAUUACCAUGAGAGUGUGUUGGCAAUAUUAUGUUUAAGUGAAUGUUUUCUUUGUUGUCAGUUUCUCUUUUCUUUUUCCUCCCUUUGCUUGUUUUAAUGUGGCUGACCUAUGCAAUCUGACUGUAGUGCUCAUAGUACUCUUAUGCACCUAGCGGUGUGGCUAAGUAGUCUGACGUUGAAGUCUUUGUGUUGUAGCGUGUAUUACAGCCCAUGUCAGGAGAAAAUAAUGACAACAACAAAAAAGUCUUAUCUAUAAUGGAAUGCCAUCGCUUCAUCCUUUUUUCUUCAUGUUAUCGAGCGCCGUAUUCCUUCUGUUUUUAUGCGACAAUGAAAAUUCUGAAAAGGAAGAUAUUAAAUAAAAAUGUCAAUGGGAACAGA